Messenger RNA from Ctenopharyngodon idella (grass carp), 3550 nucleotides. RefSeq names its product microtubule associated protein 4 like (gene map4l). Gene Ontology annotation, molecular function: microtubule binding. The coding region runs from base 139 to 3384 and encodes 1081 amino acids. The record is from RefSeq and is a predicted model, not a curated record. Gene Ontology annotation, cellular component: neuron projection. The transcript is spliced from 18 exons. Gene Ontology annotation, biological process: microtubule cytoskeleton organization; neuron projection development. Lineage: Eukaryota; Metazoa; Chordata; Actinopteri; Cypriniformes; Xenocyprididae.
UGACUGUGCACAUCGGCCAACACUACAGCGUACUGAAUUUUAAAAACAACAACAACAACGGGUCAUGAACAAAUGUCACAGUAGUGUUUAUUCAGUUAAACCAGGUGUGAAGGACAAGGAGGUGUUCCUCUUGGUAGGAUGGACUUCAGUUUACGUGAUGCUUUCACAGAUGGAGCAUCUAAGUCGACCCAGGACAGCCUGCUGAAGAGGGAUUUUAUGGCCGGGUUGGAGGCACAGACCUUUGAUGAUAAAGUGGGCGAGACCGUUGGGAAGACAGAGUACCGCCCCCUUCUGGAUGGGAUGGAUGGGAAAAGGGAAGGCCAGACUGGAGGUCAACGUCAGGACCCUCAGGGAGAGAUCCGUCCCAGCCCUCCUGGACAAUAUGUCUAUAAUAAGAAUGACUUUCAAUCAGGUCCAACAUCAAUGAUUGGAAUGCCUGUGCAAUUGGGAAACCAGCAGAUGGGAUCUACAGUGAAGGAUAACAGCAUGGACUCUUUUCUGGGGUUCUCUCAGCCUGGGAUGAAUAUUGGUAUGAAUAUGAAUGUUGGCAUGGCCCCUUUCCAGAGCUCCAAACCCCCCAGCAUGGUUGAACCUCAGAAGACCUCACCCUUGUUUGCCAAUGAACCACCCAAACCAUCCCAGAUAACUGCUAAUCCAAGUGAAACAAGCCCUCGUAACAGCCAGGAAAAUUCUGCAGAAGUUUGUGGAAGCCCUUGGACAGGUGAGGAAAUGCUCUCAACGGAGCAGUCCCAUGCUUCCAACAAGGCAGAACAGAGCUGCACUGAUGCCUUGGGUUCCCAGAGUCAAGAUGCAGCGUCUGGUGAGGAAAAGUCCAUUAAGGAAGGAACCGAGAAGCAGCAGAAGCGUAAAAAAAAGAAACGCAAGAACAGGGAAGAAAUGUAUGACCUUCUGGACAGUCUUGGUUCCCCUGACUCAGAAGAAACUCCUUCUGAAAGCUCCAACCAUGACUGCCCCUCACCUCCCAGUAGGGAUGAAGAGAUUUGGGAAAGUGAGUUCCAGGAGAAAGGAGGAGGACGCAUCAAGGCCAGGAAAAGUAAGAGCAGGAAGAAGCUUCCAGAAGAAUGGAGUGCUCCCUCAACCGUUAUGGACAUGGACUUUAACAGCCCUAAUUUGGGCGAUUCUAAGCCCCCAUCCACUGCUAGCAUAGAUCAGGGAAGUGCACCACCCUCACUCACACCUGAACCUUUGCACCUCACGAACACCCAAGCAUGCAGACCACAACCGACUGGGCAGGAAAACACCUCCAUAUUCUCAAAUUACCCCAACUCCACUGCGAAUCCCAUAGAUGACUCAACACUCAAGAUUGACAGGGAUAUGCUUCAUAAGGAUAAAUCUAAAGAUGAUAUUAAUAAGACUAACCUAGACUUGCCUGGUAUUCAUCGUUCAGAUCAGUUACCCGUGGACUCAAAGACUGACCCUACUCACCCAACUGAUCCCAACCAGAAGUCAACCCUUGCCCUCAGUCCAACUCAGACUGUUAUGUUCCUUGACUCCGUGCUGCAGGCACAGACCCCAGAUGCAAGCCCCCCAUCCCAGAGCACCCCUGUGAAAACCCCCAUCCCUCACACCACUGCCCCAGAGACUGCUCCCAAUCUGACCCCUAGUCCACUGUCCGUCGGCACAGACAUCCCUGCCUCUCAGAGUGCACCAGCUGUUAGUCACUGCACCCCAACAAUUCCCCCCAGCACUGCAGUGAGCUUAAACUCCGAAGCUACGCCCUUCAUCCCAUCAAUCACAGAGCAGCAGGAGCCCCCGCUGGCACAGCCCCCCCUACUGGAAGUAAAAGAAGAUAAGACAGCCAAGGAGAAAAUGGAGAAUGUGCCAUCUGCUCUGAAGAUGGAAAACACUGACAUAAGUGAGAAGCAAGACAAGCCUGAGAAAAUGGAGAAGACUGAUCACCUGGACAAGAAAGAUGACAUUACAAAGAAAACAGACAGCACGGAUAAGACUCAGAAGAGUGAGCAGAUCAUCAAAGAUGAGAAGAAAGUCGAGAAAGAGGAGAAACAUGAUAAUAAAGCUGAGAAAAAGGACAAGGUUGAGAAAGUAGACAAACCUGAGAAGACGAACAAGGAGAAAGAGGAGAAGAAAGACAACGGAGAAAAAAUAGACAAGACAGCCAAAGCUGAGAAGAAUGUGACGGCUGCAAAAGGACCUGCUAAGUCUCCAACAGCAAACAGGAGCAAGGAGGUGACCAGCCCGGACAGUAAGACCAAGCCUUCAGUUGGGUCAACCAAACAAAGCUCAGCAAGACCAAACUCGCUGUCCACUGGAGACAGUGCUGGUGCCACCAAACGUACCUCUCCCACCACCAACUCUGCCAAUAAAAAAAGCCCUAUGCCCAAGGCAACAACCCCCACUGCUGGUACCAAGAAAACCCCCACCUCCACAUCUACUCUUGAGACUAAGGCCAAGUCUUCUGAGACUGGCACAGCAACCCAGCGUCGCCCUCCAGUGCCAAAGGCUAAAGCUGCAUCUGCUACUAACUCUAAAAACGGCACAAGCACCCCAGCUACCACCUCUGCCCGACCCUCCUCAGCUACAAAGACUGAAAACCAAGCAGGAGAGGUGAAAAAGGCACCAGUUAAAACAACUCCAAGGACAACUCGCACACCAUCCUCUGCAACCAGCACAGCAGCCACCAAUGGGACCCCGACCCCUCGUCCAUCCCGCAUCACCAAACCCCCCGUACCCAAGCAGACUCCCCUAGAGAGGAAGCCUCCUGUGCCUCGAGCCCCCCGGAACGUUCGGCCCACCAACGCACCGCUGCCGGAUCUAAAAAACGUGCGCUCCAAGAUAGGUUCCACCGAUAACAUGAAGUACCAGCCUGGAGGAGGCAAGGUCUCUGCAGCCCAGGGCAAGACCGAUGCUCUGCCAAAGACCAGCCAGGGCAAAGUUCAGAUAGUCCACAAAAAACUGGACUUCAGCCAUAUAACCUCCCGAUGUGGCUCCAAGGACAAUAUCAAGCAUGUACCUGGUGGAGGAAAUGUUCAGAUUUUAAGUAAAAAGGUUGACUUGAGCAAAGUGACCGCAAAAUGUGGAUCCAAGGACAACAUAAAGCACAAGCCAGGUGGUGGUGAAGUGAAGAUUGAAUCCCAUAAGGUGAAUGUCAAGGCCAAGGCCAAAGUGGGAUCACUGGACAAUGUAGGCCAUGAACCAGGAGGUGGCAAUGUUAAAGUGGGAGAGGGGGUUCAGCAGAAAUCUGAGGGAAGUCCAUCUCCCCCUGCCGUCUCCCCGCCCUUGCAGGCAGGCAAUGGGGCAAAAGAGAACGGGCUGAAAGAGAGCUCUCCUACUCCCGUACCUUCUUUGGGAGAAGGGCCCCGGGACUCCCAGGGCCUGGACAAGCGCAUCCCUGGGACAAACUGAGUCCUACAAGCUGAACUUCCGCGAGAAUGCACGAGCUCGCACGGACCACGGCGCUAAAAUCAUCUCCUGGUCCCCCCUGAGUGGCAGCCACCCCCACCCACAUCGCAGCACCUCUCUCAGUGUUUCUCUGGGGUCCGCCAUGUCCUCACACUCAACCUAGCUUGUC